Molecule: messenger RNA, 881 nt
Organism: Phyllopteryx taeniolatus (common seadragon)
Lineage: Eukaryota; Metazoa; Chordata; Actinopteri; Syngnathiformes; Syngnathidae
Gene: mcts1
Product: MCTS1 re-initiation and release factor
Exons: 6
Coding region: 193-738 (181 amino acids)
Biological process (GO): formation of translation preinitiation complex
Molecular function (GO): RNA binding
Source: RefSeq, a predicted model, not a curated record
GGACUGUCGUAAAAAUAACGUAAGUCGUCACGCACUCACACUGCUUUCCGGUAGCUGCAAUAUAAGCGUGGAAGUGCUUAGAGGGUGACAAUUUUUGUACUAUAUUGGUGCCUCGUCACGUUUAAAAUACUGCAUCCCAGAAAAUAAGGCUUUGACCCACUCAGGAAAAGCGAGGAGCGACGGCCAACGAACAUGUUUAAAAAAUUUGACGAGAAGGAGAAUGUAUCAAACUGUAUACAGUUGAAAACGUCCGUCAUCAAAGGGAUAAAGAGCCAGCUGCUGGAUCAGUUUCCCGACAUCGAAUCAUGGCUGAAUCACAUCAUGCCAAAGAAGGACCCCGUCAAAAUAGUGCGAUGCCACGAGCACAUUGAAAUCUUGACCGUGAAUGGAGAGUUGCUCUUCUUCAGACAGCGAGAAGGACCCUUCUACCCCACACUCAGACUCUUGCAUAAAUAUCCGUUCAUUCUUCCUCACCAGCAAGUAGACAAAGGGGCCAUCAAAUUUGUCCUAAGUGGCGCCAACAUCAUGUGUCCCGGACUGACGUCACCAGGCGCCAAACUCUACCCGGCUGAAUCGGAUACAGUAGUUGCCAUCAUGGCAGAAGGCAAACAACACGCGCUGUGCGUUGGCGUCAUGAAGAUGUCUGCAGAGAGCAUAGAAAAAGUCAACAAGGGCAUUGGCAUUGAGAACGUUCACUAUCUAAAUGACGGACUGUGGCACAUGAAGACGUAUAAAUGAUACAAAAAAAAAAAAGGCACCCAACCUUCCUGCCAAAACAUAUAUUGCUCUUGAUAGCAGCUGUUUACACUGGCUUAAGGCUUUGUACCAAUUCACCAUUGUGCACCAAUUAAACGAGACGUCUCCCUCUUAUUCUUUCUUCA